AUGAACUAUCGACCUGUUGCCAUGACGAAUCCUCGGACAUGCGGCUCUUUGCUCGAGUUAGCGAUCACGCAAACCCUCACACACUACGAUAGUCAUCUAUGUGAAUAUGGACCUAGUUCGGUCCCUCUCACAUACGAUCUGACGCCAGUGCUGUUUGCACCAAUGGGUACAAACUUCGCUCUCUGA
This is a messenger RNA of Plasmopara halstedii, 186 nucleotides long. RefSeq lists its product as uncharacterized. The transcript is spliced from 2 exons. NCBI's taxonomy places the organism in Eukaryota, Oomycota, Peronosporomycetes, Peronosporales, Peronosporaceae. The record is from RefSeq and is a predicted model, not a curated record. Bases 1 to 186 code for a protein of 61 amino acids.